AUGGCACCCACACAAUCUGAUUAUGAAGGAGCUCCCUUGAUUGCCCACAUCCAUGAUCCCAAUGAGGAAAAUAUGCCCUCUAUCAAGUUUGGUUGGGAGGUAUUGCUUGGAGCCUUUGCUGUUAUUGUUGCCGUAGCUGCCUUGAUCGCAGCAUUUCUUCUGUUUUGCUCAAGAACGCAAGAACAUGGUGCAACAAAGCAGGAAGAAGCUAAGAAAAAGCAAGCUCUCGAAGACUUGAAGAGCAACAUGGAAUGCAAACCUUGGUCCACACAUUCCUCUCAGGAUGACAGAACAGAGAAGACGGCCGAUCCUUCUGAAGCUUCACGCUAUUCCAUUUUUGAUUCUGAUUCUAUCUCUUCUUACUUCUUGGGUCCUGCUAGAUCAUCAUCUGCCCUUGUUGAUGUUGAUGAUGUCGAGAUGCAAAUGCAAGAGAUCUCAAUGAGCGAUCAGAAGCAAGAAUCUGCAUGCACUACACCAGUAUCUACGGAUGGAGCCCCCAAGGACAAGGAUGGCACUUGCUGCCCCAUCUGCAACGACAUCUUCGAGUAUGGUCAGCCUGUAUACACUUCCAACAACUGUGGCCACCAAUGCCACAAGGUCUGCAUGGACAGGUGGCUGAAAUUCCAGAAUACACGCCCUGUCUGCAAUGAAGCAUUUGUCUUGCGAGUUGUAUAG
Seminavis robusta is the source of this 675-nucleotide messenger RNA. The record is from the annotation of a GenBank genome assembly. NCBI's taxonomy places the organism in Eukaryota, Bacillariophyta, Bacillariophyceae, Naviculales, Naviculaceae.